This is a messenger RNA of Dunckerocampus dactyliophorus (ringed pipefish), 1754 nucleotides long. RefSeq names its product enolase 4 (gene eno4). The record is from RefSeq and is a predicted model, not a curated record. Lineage: Eukaryota; Metazoa; Chordata; Actinopteri; Syngnathiformes; Syngnathidae. Gene Ontology annotation, molecular function: phosphopyruvate hydratase activity; magnesium ion binding. Gene Ontology annotation, biological process: glycolytic process. Bases 1 to 1677 code for a protein of 558 amino acids. The transcript is spliced from 13 exons. Gene Ontology annotation, cellular component: phosphopyruvate hydratase complex.
AUGUCUUAUCUGGUCAACUGUCUGUCCGAAGAGGACCAGGAAUUCCAUCACAUUAAAAACACUGCUGCUGACUUCUACCGGGCCAACAGAGUACCCGAGGAGCUGGAGGCCGCCCUGGGGGAAGCUUUCUUCCAGAACCCGGAAGACGUCUACGGUUACCUGGCAAACCAUUUCACAAAGUUGUCCUCAGCGCCACUAAUCAGCAGACUGAAUGGAAAGGACGUGUAUGACUCCAAAGGACAACUAUGUGUUGAGGCUGAGAUCGUCUGCGUCGUCAGCAAUAAAGAAACGAGGAUAUGCUCUGCUGCGAUCGCCAGCCAAAUUGGACAGAAGGAGACUGGUGUGGACUGGCAGGCAAACACUGAGGAGAGGGAGCACCAUGUAAUGACUGCUGUCCAGUGGAUCACUGAACCUCUGAGCAAAAUGCUAGAAAAACAGAACCCCUGUGAUCAAUCAGAAGUUGACCAGAAACUCAGUGAGUUCUUCAUAGCCCGAGACCUGGAGGAGAAAGAAAUCAGAAACAAAGAGGAGGAGAUUGUUUCUGUCCCCGAGCAAGAGGUGGAGAUUCCAGCUUCUCCACCGGAAAAAAAGAAAGAUAAGAAGAAAAAAAAAGCCAACGUUUCAGAGAAACCAUUUUGUCCAGCUGAGCCACCCGAACCUGUGCUACCUGGAUGCUUGGCCAUUGGCUCAGUGUCCCUGGCUGUGGCCAAAGCUGGGGCCCAAGUAAACGCCAUCCCACUGUACAAGUACAUCAGAAUCCUAAAGAACCCAGAGGAUCAGGAUAACUUCCACAUCCCUGUCUCCCUGGUGACUUUACUGAGCUGUGGGAAGACUUCUCCUGGAAAACUGAAAUUGCUGGAGGAGGUCAUACUCAUCCCGAAGGCAGGACACCGAGUCAAACAAAUCAUCACAAUGGCCAUGCAGUUACAGCAGGAAAUGAUGAGAAUAAUGAACACUUCAUCCAAAAGCGGGGCCAUUCAAGCCAUUCUGAGUGACAGUGGAGUGGUGCCUCUGAACUUUGAUCGUCCUGAGCAAGCGCUUGAUCUGAUCUCUGAAGCCUGCAAUAAUCUCGAGCUUUCACUGGGAACAGAGAUCCACCUGGCAGUCAACUGUGCUGCGCAUGACCUGAUGGACUACGUCAAGGAAAAGUACGAGAUUGCAACAGGAGUUUUUAAGUCUCCCGAUGAUUUAGUGGCCAUGUACCAAACCCUCGUUAACAAAUACGCAGCAGUGGUGGCUUUAAUCGAUCCUUUCAGGAGGGAGGAUCCGGAUCAAUGGGAGAAGCUCAGCAACGUGAUGGGAGACUCGUGCUCGCUGCUCUCUGACAUCACAUACAAGCCGCAGGCUCCGCCCCUUCCUGGAGUCAGAGGUCGCUUCCUAAAACACAUCAACGAAAUAACGAUCAGCGACUUGAUCCACAUCGCAGCCGAGGAACAAGGUUCACUUAUAUUUGGGACAGUCAGCAAUGAGGCCUGCAGUGAAGACUCUAUGGCAGACAUAGCGGUGGCUCUGGGUGUGGACUACGUGAACCUGGGAGGUCUGCGGAGUGCUGAGCGGAUGACUAAAUACAACAGGCUGGCGUGUAUAGAGGAAGAGCUGGCCCAACAGGGACGCCUGGUCUCCAAGCAGGCUCACCCCCCUCCGCUGUUUGCUGAAACAACACAGGAGGAGGAGUGACGCCGCAUCUUCAUUUCCCUCCCUCCGUGCAGUGGAUCCAUCCGUCAUACCAGUUAGUACAAGACCGACCAAUCACC